AUGGAGUGCGAGUUCGCGGGAGGCUCCCUUAACGCGCUGCUGCUGCUGCUGCUGGUGGUGCUGGUGGUGCUGCUGGUGGUGGUGCUGCUGGUGCUGGUGGUGGUGGUGGCGAUCAACAGCGGCACCCUCACGGGUCUAAUGUCUGUAGGCAAGGGCAUGGCCAAGCUGGUGUCUAUCGCCCUGUUCGCUCUACUCACCGCGGCGAGCGAAAUUCAAGGAGAAGGCGACGAGCGGCCCGUGCGGUGCAGCCUGUUCGGCCCCGGCUGGGUGCACACGUUCGACGGCAGCGUGUACGACUUCUCCGGCGUGUGCAGCUACCAGCUGGCGGGAGACUGCGCGGGGAACUCCUUCUCCCUGCUGGUGAGCUACGAGGAUGGAGAGGCGCGUGGAUUGUCGCUCUACGUUCCGGCCCAGGCCCUGGAGCUGCAACUCUUCACCAAUGGAACCUGCAUCCUGGACGGACACGGCGAUCUUUAA
This is a messenger RNA of Lethenteron reissneri (Far Eastern brook lamprey), 477 nucleotides long. Its product is annotated as von Willebrand factor-like. NCBI's taxonomy places the organism in Eukaryota, Metazoa, Chordata, Hyperoartia, Petromyzontiformes, Petromyzontidae. The record is from RefSeq and is a predicted model, not a curated record.